Molecule: messenger RNA, 2659 nt
Organism: Sebastes umbrosus (honeycomb rockfish)
Lineage: Eukaryota; Metazoa; Chordata; Actinopteri; Perciformes; Sebastidae
Gene: chrnb4
Product: cholinergic receptor, nicotinic, beta 4 (neuronal)
Exons: 6
Coding region: 239-1807 (522 amino acids)
Biological process (GO): monoatomic ion transmembrane transport; nervous system process; chemical synaptic transmission
Cellular component (GO): postsynaptic membrane; neuron projection; synapse
Molecular function (GO): transmembrane signaling receptor activity; acetylcholine-gated monoatomic cation-selective channel activity
Source: RefSeq, a predicted model, not a curated record
AGGUUUCUGCUGCUGCUGCUGCGUUCAAAGACCCUAGAGGAGACUAUGUGCAUAUCGGGCGGAUUGCUGUAAAGUGAGCGGACGGAGCAACAGAUAUUCGGUGGAUCUCUUUUUCAGGCAUCAGCAGAUGAGAUCAGCCGUAGAUUCCGGCCGGCAUGUCCGAGAGGAAGAGCGCUGAACACCGCAGCUCUGAAGCUUCAUCACCGGCGACUCCCGCGGAGCAGAUGGUGCCGGAAAAAUGACUCGGGCUCUCUCCAUCCUCGCUUACUUUCUCUGUUUGGUUCACUGUAGCAGCUGUGCUGACUCAGAGGAGCGUCUCAUGAACUGGUUGCUGGGAAAGGAUCGCUACAAUCCGCUCAUCCGGCCGGCCACCAACAGGACCGAGAGAGUCCCAGUGAAGCUGCAAGUGUCUCUGGCUCAGCUCAUCAGUGUGAAUGAGAGAGAGCAGAUCAUGACCACAAAUGUGUGGCUCACUCAGCACUGGGUGGAUUACAGGUUGUCAUGGGACCCUGAAAAGUACGAAGGUAUCGACAAGCUGCGCAUUCCCUCCAGACACAUCUGGCUCCCAGACAUUGUCCUGUAUAACAACGCUGAUGGUACCUAUGAGGUGACAGUCUUCACCAAUGUCAUUGUCCUGUUCAAUGGCAGCAUCAACUGGCUACCUCCGGCCAUCUACAAAAGCGCCUGUAAGAUCGAGGUCAAGCAUUUCCCCUUCGACCAGCAGAACUGCACCCUCAAGUUCCGCUCUUGGACGUACGACCACACGGAGAUCGACCUGAUCUUGAAGUCUGACGUUGCUAGUAUGGAUGAUUUUACUCCCAGUGGAGAGUGGGACAUCCUGGCGCUGCCAGGCAGACGGACCGUCAACCCUCUGGAUCCCACCUACGUGGACCUCACGUAUGACUUCAUCAUCAAGAGGAAGCCCCUUUUCUACACCAUCAACCUCAUCAUCCCCUGUGUUCUGAUCACCUCUCUGGCCAUGAUGGUCUUCUACUUACCUUCAGACUGCGGGGAGAAGAUGACCCUCUGCAUCUCCGUGCUCUUGGCUCUCACCGUGUUCUUGCUUUUGAUCUCAAAGAUCGUUCCUCCCACCUCGCUGGACGUGCCCUUGAUCGGCAAGUACCUGAUGUUCACCAUGGUACUCGUGACUUUCUCCAUCAUCACCAGUGUGUGCGUGCUCAACGUCCACCACCGCUCUCCCAGCACCCACACCAUGCCUUCCUGGGUCAAGCUGAUAUUUCUCGUCAAACUGCCCGCCUUACUGUUCAUGAGACGCCCUCAGGAUAACUCUGCAUGCAAGAGACUUCGCCAACAGCGGUGUCUGCGGGCGAGGAGAACCAUUUUAGGCUUGGGUUACCCAGUCGCAUCCAAAACAGGCAUCACCAUGUCGUCUUCUGCCCUGCUGUCUUCUGACUCUGCCUUUUCCACCCCAGGACACAAAAAUGUAGCUCCUCCGCUGGGCUACGGCCACUCCAACAGGAAGGGGGACUUGCGCUCCACUGAUUACCUUCCCAGUGGUUUCACUUCCACCCAGGACCUCCAGCAGAAGAGCAGCUCAGAUUGGGCUGCUGAUGUCCAGGAGGCGGUGAACGGGGUGCGCUUUGUGGCCGAGCACAUGAUGGGAGACGAUGAUGAUCAGAGUGUGAUAGAAGACUGGAAGUAUGUGGCCAUGGUGGUGGAUCGUAUGUUCCUGUGGAUCUUUGUGAUAGUGUGUGUGGUGGGCACCCUGGGUUUAUUUCUUCAGCCUGUCUUUCAGACUCAGAUUGUUCCCAACCAGAAGCCCAGCACAGAGACUCCUCGCAUAUGAGCAACAAAGAAGACAGGGCGAGUUUUAGUUUUUUUUUUUUUUUCAGCGAUCAUGUUGUAGUUGUAAAGUCUGUUUAGUGCCAUAUUGGUGGGGUCAAAAAGCAGUGACAGCAACGUCGUCUGUGCCAAACCCCACCAAUAAGGCAUCUGAGAGGGUUAAACCAGAUAAAAAAAGGUAUUUGCAACCACUCAUUGUGUACAUCAGUGGAACAUACAGGAUAUUUGUGUGAGAUAGAAUAUGGAUCAAAUGUCUCUUAAUAAUCAAAACCACAUGGUCCAUAACAUUACAACCAUCUACAGCACCCUUUGAGGAAAUGGUACAUCUGCAAGGGACCUAAUGAGGCAUCAUUGCACUGAGGUCAUUUCCCUUCAUGUCUACAAAGGACAGCUGCAGAACUGGACUUUAUGUGGCUUUCACUCCGCAGAAAUAUGCCCAAUUCUGUCUGAGAUUUGUGGAGCAUCUUUCUGCUCUCAGAUGUUGUUGACUCCCUUAUUUGUGUUUAAGUUAUAUUACCAUGUCAUUGGAAUGUGAUGUGUGAUUAAAGAAUGAUUAAUGUCCUCUUUAAGUUUGAUUAAAAUGUAUCAAUUCCCCAAUAAAGUCUUAAAAUUGUCAGGGUCUUGCCAAAGUGCUUAGUUAAUCUGUGUUGCCGGUGAUAAAGUUUGUCCUCGGAGCCAAUACGCUCGCUGAAGAUGUGCCAAUUAGAACAUUUCAUCACAUAGAUAAAGACAGCUGUUCACUUGAAAUGUGAGAGUGUGUGACCAGGCAAAAAAAAUAAUGUUGACGCAACAAAAACUGAUGGAGAUGAAGCUGAUCUGGCCUACGAUAUUAAGCAAUGUUAAUCUGUACAAUGGC